Messenger RNA from Quercus lobata, 1465 nucleotides. RefSeq names its product 1,8-cineole synthase. The coding region runs from base 175 to 1308 and encodes 377 amino acids. The record is from RefSeq and is a predicted model, not a curated record. The transcript is spliced from 2 exons. NCBI's taxonomy places the organism in Eukaryota, Viridiplantae, Streptophyta, Magnoliopsida, Fagales, Fagaceae.
CACAUCUCUUUCAAAUAAAUAGCAUUAGAAAUCUCAAUCUCAGUUCCUUACAACCAGGCCACAUCUCACCACCUAUCCAUCAACAAUCCCACAGCCAAUAUCACUCCUUCAGUCCUUAAAUUCAUAAGCAUAUUCACUGAUUCACACAAACCCACAUCGACCAAAAACAAUCAUAUGGGCAUGAUGGAAGGUUCUUCGCCGACCACCAUGGCUCCUCUUCUCCUCCGAAAUCUGUUGACCACUCUAUUCAUCUAUGCCGAUAAAUCCGUUGUCAACAUAGCCGAAAAAUACAAACUCCUCGAACUCAUUCGCUACACUUUAAUCGCUGCCUUCCUUUUCCUUCUUCGUAUUCUUCCUUCUUUCUUUCCUUCCCUCCUCAACCCUAUUCCCCAAAACCCUACUACAAAGACGACUGACAAUAACUACGUGCCCACAGGCGAUUCGGGUAUUUCUCGAGCACUUUCACAGCUUCUGUCCAUAGUUAAUGACAUCCCAGUUAGCUCUAGAAAGUAUGAAGUUGUUCGAUCUUUAGCAGAGAAGCUUCUUGAUGAGAAUAAUAGGGAAGGUUCAGAGGCUUUACGUGAAGUCAACCGUAAGGUACUUUCAUUGGCUUUUGAUAGGACUCUUACUCAGCUUGAAGCCGCUGUGGUUGAGCAAGGGGGUCACGAGGACCGAGCUGGGGAUGGCGGCUCUGGUUCUGGACCGGUCGAGUAUAGUUUAAGCUGGGUUUUGAAGGUGGUUCGGAGGUUCGGGAUUAGUAAGAAGAGCCCGGUUGGGAUGAACGGGUUGGAGCCUUGUUCGGGUGAGAAACUGGCGGCUGAGUUGUUGUGGUUGGCUCAGAAGUUGGUGGCUUGUGGCUGCGCGGAGGAAGCUGUUUCCAAGUGGGCGGUGGCGUCGAAUUUGGCUUGGUUGGGUCUUUGGGCUCAGCCUCGGCUACAAGGUUCCCUUGUAAAGAUCUCAGCAUUCUUGUUCAAGCAAGCCAAAAAUUUGGGACUCUAUGAAAUUGAAGAAAGCAAGAAAGAGCAACGAAGGCAAACAAAGAAGAAGAUGCUCUUAUCAUGGCUACCAUUGCUAUGUAGAGCAAGCAAUGGCACAGAUGUGCCAAUUCUAAGCAUGAGUGAAAGAGUUGAGCUGGAGAGAGUGUUGGAAGAGAGCAUAGAGAUGCUGGAACAAGAGGAGGACCAAGAGCAGGUUUUGUCUUUGUGGCUUCACCAUUUCACACAUUGCCCCUCCUCCGAUUGGCCCAACCUCCAUGCCUCCUAUACUCGCUGGUGUAAUGCUUCUCGGAAGCUCUUAGUCCUCCAAUGAAAAAAAAGAACUCAUAUUCUGAAUAGAUGAUUAUUAUUUAUUUUAACUAGGAAUAGAUAAUUAUUUUUGGCAUGGUCAAUUUUUACUUUUAAUUGGUAAGAAUUGAAGUGUAGCUAUGUAAAAAGUAUUGGACUAUUUUUUUUUUUUUUUUGAGAAA